AUGGCUUUUGCCAUCGAAGUACAGGGCGAGGCUAACCCCCUCAGUGCCCAAAAUGUGCUUAAUACCCUGGUGCAAGCAGCAAGCUCAUCUCAGCAGCAAGUUCGAUCGGGUACUGAGCAGCUUCAAAAGUGGGAGAAACAGGGAAUGUACUACUCUUUUCUACAGGGAGUCUUUCUUGAUCAUACCGUACCGAACGAAGUCCGUUACCUUGCAAUUAUUCAACUAAAGAAUGGCAUCGACAAAUACUGGAGGAAGACGGCAGCACAUGCGAUCAAGCCAGAAGAAAAGCAGCAUAUUAAGACGAAGGCUCUAGAGGCAGGAAUCAUUGAGCCCGCGCCGCUGCUGGCUCUCCAUAACUCGUUGAUGAUUGCAAAAAUUAUGAGAUACGAGUUUCCUCAUGACUGGCCUGAUGCGAUCCCAUAUAUCAUAUCUUCACUCCGAUACUCCGUUCAACCUGACGCAAAUCCCCUUCAGCUUUCUCGAACUCUCCUCAUCUUGCUUCAAAUCAUCAAGGAACUAUCCACAGCACGAAUCCAACGAACGCGACACAAUUUGCAGUCAGUAUCGCCUGAGAUAUUUCAGCUACUGGCAAACAUAUAUCUGGAAAAGUUCAAUGAAUGGGGAAAAAUACUGGAGGAGGGUGGUGCCGACGCAGGACAAUUGCUGGAGACGGUCGAAUUGAGCUUAGUUUCUCUCAAGGUUCUAAGGCGCUUGAUUAUUGCUGGCUUUGAGCACCCGAGUCGCAGCCGGGAAGUCCAAGAUUUCUGGGUGCUGACCCAUUUGCACUUCAGCAAGUUCCACUCCCUUGUUGAUGGGCCCAUGAACCUUCCAGAGGCAAUCCACAAGGGUAUUGAGAAGCACCUACUGCAGCUGUCUAAGUUGCAUGUCGAAAUGGCCAAAGUACACCCCGCAUCCUUCGCUUUGCUGCCAGAGAGUAUUGCUCUUGUCCAGUCGUAUUGGUCAUUAGUGGUCGCACUCGGCGAUAAAUAUGGCAGCCUCGGCACUGGUGAUGGAGAUGAAGGGAAAUCUUUGACCGAGAAGACUGGCCUUCGUGCCUUGCUUUUGAUUCGAGCCUGCACCAAAAUGGCAUUCAAUCCUGCUCAAACUUUCAAAUACCAGACCCCGGAGGACAAAGAGGAGCGGAAACAAUCCGUGCAGCUUGUCAAAUCGCAACUCUUUACCGAAGAAUUUGUGGUUCAUGCCAUGGAGCUACUUGUCACGAAAUUCUUCAGAUUCCGCAAGAUUGACUUUCAAGAUUGGGAAGAAGAGCCAGAGGACUGGGAAAAGCGCGAGGAAGAGAACACUGAAGCUUGGGAGUUUUCAAUUCGCUCAUGCUCGGAGAAGCUUUUCCUUGACCUCGUGAUUCAUUUCAAAGAUCUGUUGAUCCCACGACUUCUGACUGUAUUCUAUACUUUUGCCAGCACCGACAACCACGAUGUGCUUUUGAAAGACUCACUCUACUCUGCCAUUGGCUUGGCUGCAGCAAGCCUUGAACAGCACUUAGACUUCAAUGCAUUCUUAGAACACACUAUCGUUCCCGAAGUCCAGUCCCAGGAACAUGAGUACAAGCUGCUGAGACGGAGAUUUGCCCUCAUGCUUGGUCAAUGGGUCCCAGUCAAGGGAGGCGAACUGAACAUGAAUGCAAUCUACCAGAUUUUCCAGCACUUGCUCGGCAAGAACGACCCUUUGAACGACAUGGUCGUCCGCAUCACUGCUGGGCGGCAGCUACGGAGUGUACUUGACUCGUACGAAUUCAAACCCGAGACAUUUAUCUCAUUUGCGCCUCCCAUAUUGGAGAACCUCAUGUCUCUUGUUCAGGAAGUCGAAUCAUCUGAGACCAAGAUGGGACUCUUGGAGACGGUCCGCAUGGUAGUGGUCAAGAUGGAAGAUCAUGUAAGUACUUUUAUCUUUUUAUUGGCGAGCGGCGUGAUUGACGACAAGAAGAUCACCCCUUUCUCCGACAACAUCAUUUCUUUACUCCCACCCCUGUGGGAAAGUUCAGGGGAAGAACAUUUGAUGAAACAGGCUAUCCUGACUCUGCUGUCCUCCUUGAUUCAGUCGUUACGACAUGAAUCGGUGAGAUAUCAUUCUCUCAUCCUUCCACUGAUUCAAAGCUCGGUUGAACCUGGCUCGGAAUCUAUUGUGUAUCUUCUAGAUGAAGCACUGGAUCUCUGGCACGCUAUCAUCCAAGCCACGCCGUCCCCUGCCUCACCGGAUAUCAUAUCACUCCUUCCGUCUUUAUUCCCAAUCUUGGAAGCAGCAACCGACAGCACCCCGCAGGCUAUUCAGAUUCUCGAAUCAUAUGUUUUCCUUGCACCGCAAGAAGUCCUUGGUGAUCGCUUCCGCUUGCAAAUACUCGUCAUCCUUGAAUCUCUACUCAAAUCCACCACCAAACAACGUCUAGGCGUUAUACCUCGUCUUGUUGAUUUGAUGCUCCGCGGCGCCGAGACAGUUGACGGCGGUAGCGAGGCAACUUACCGCGUCAUCUCCCAAUCCCUUCUGGAGAGCUCAUUCCUUGCCUCUCUGCUAGAGGGUCUCUAUUCCGCGCAUGAAGCUAGUCAGACGUCCGGUCCACACAAGAAGACUUCACCCGUGGUUGGUGUCGUUGAGAGUGAUUAUUAUUCAGUGCUGGCCCGCCUUGCGAUGGCCAGUCCUACGAUUUUCGCCUCAUCGGUUGCUGCCGCGACUAACUCAUCCGAGGAGCAAGCUUUGACAUGGAUCUUGACUGAAUGGUUCUCGCACUACGAUAAUAUUGGCAGCAUCAAUCAAAAGAAACUCCACGCGCUGGCACUCACCCAGCUCCUUGGCCUACCAGGAACGCCACUCGAUCCGUCCUUGCCGCCUUCCCCUCCUGCUUACAUCCUUGCGCAUCUGCAAUCAUAUCUGAGCAUGUGGACAGAUCUGAUCACCGAGCUGGCUGACGGAGGCACCGACCCUAACGCCGACUACCUUGUCUGCUGGAACGCACCCGCAGAGUCAGCAACCGCGGUGCCAGAGAGCACCGAGGUUGAAUCGCCUGAGGUUGUUCGUCGCCGUGACUGGCAGUCCGGAGAUGCAAUCCACCGCUACACAAUCCGAGACUUCGUACGUCAUCGCCUGCAAGAAGUGAUCGUUACUUGCGGUGGCGCGCAGCGUUUCCAGGACGAGUGGUUGGUCAAUGUUGACACCGAAGUAGUCUCGGCGUUCGGAGCUCUCGGAUUGCUCUGA
This is a messenger RNA of Penicillium bovifimosum, 3207 nucleotides long. RefSeq names its product putative importin 11. Lineage: Eukaryota; Fungi; Ascomycota; Eurotiomycetes; Eurotiales; Aspergillaceae. Gene Ontology annotation, molecular function: small GTPase binding. Gene Ontology annotation, biological process: protein import into nucleus. The record is from RefSeq and is a predicted model, not a curated record. Bases 1 to 3207 code for a protein of 1068 amino acids. The transcript has 6 exons. Gene Ontology annotation, cellular component: cytosol; nuclear envelope.